Molecule: messenger RNA, 3193 nt
Organism: Agrilus planipennis (emerald ash borer)
Lineage: Eukaryota; Metazoa; Arthropoda; Insecta; Coleoptera; Buprestidae
Exons: 11
Coding region: 261-3098 (945 amino acids)
Source: RefSeq, a predicted model, not a curated record
CUAUUAAUUAUUUGUUUUUACUACAAACAGAUUUGAACACAAAAAAGGAACCAGACAAAAGAAGUUUCUUUGGACAGAUUUUUGGAAAUGAAAUCCCUCAGAAUAAUUUAUUGAAUGCUUUAAAAAAGAAAAAUUCAAGCAGAAAUGAAAACAUCAUACUUUCCGAUAUAGAUUCGCCUACUUCCGAUAAAGACCAAAUUAACAAAACCAAACAUCACACUUCAAGUGUAAACACAAAAAACAAAACGAACAAAAAAAGUAUGUUUGGGCAGAAUUUUGGAAGUGGAGACCCUCAUGAUAACUUAUUAAACAACUUGCAUAAGACUAAUGAUAAUUCAAAUACAAAUGAAAACAUCAUACUUUCCGAUACAAAUUCGGCUAGGUCUGAUAAAGACCAAAUUAACAAAACCAAACAUCACACUUCAAGUGUAAACACAAAAAACAAAACGAACAAAAAAAGUAUGUUUGGGCAGAAUUUUGGAAGUGGAGACCCUCAUGAUAACUUAUUAAACAACUUGCAUAAGACUAAUGAUAAUUCAAAUACAAAUGAAAACAUCAUACUUUCCGAUACAAAUUCGGCUAGGUCUGAUAAAGACCAAAUUAACAAAACCAAACAUCACACUUCAAAUUCGAACACAAAAAAGGAAUCAAGCAAAAGAAGUAUCUUUGAGCAGAAUUUUGGAAGUGAAGCCCCUCGCGAUAACUUAUUAAACAACUUGCAUAAGACUAAUGGAAAUUCAAAUAGAAAUGAAAACAUCAUACUUUCCGAUUUAGAUUCCCCAACUUCCGGCAAAGACCAAAUCAGUAAAACCAGACAUCACACUUCAAAUUUAAACACAAAAAAGGAAUCAAGGAAAAGAAGUAACUUUGAGCAGAACUUUGGAAAUGAAGUCCCACAUGAUAACUUAUUAAACAACUUGCAUAAUACUAAUGAAAAUUCAAAUAGAAAUGAAAACAUCAUACUUUCCGAUUUAGAUUCCCCAACUUCCGGCAAAGACCAAAUGAACAAAACCAGAGAACAACGUCACAGUUCAAGUAGGUUGCGCCCUAAAAAGUUGUUUAGUUUAGAUGGAAAGGAAAAUGAAGGACCAUCUGAUGAAAUAAGUAAGACUCAGACUACUCCACACAACAAAGUAAUUAAUGAAUUUGUUCAACCAAGCAUAAUUGUUGAGGAAUAUUCAAACAAAAGCAACAAUUUAGAAGUAAAUUUAAAAGAAACAGAUGUAGAUACUUUAAUUAAUAGCAAUAACAAAAUUGGAAAUACUAAAUUAGGGAGAAAUAGGAGUACUCGAAGUGGAGAUGUCAGGACAAUUAGAAAAUCUACUAGGAAAAAAUUAGAAAUCGUAGAAAAAGAUCACCUUGUAAAAACAUCUAAAAAGAAAAACAUAGAAACUUUAAACGAUAAUAUUGAGCAGAUUGAAAAAAUUCAUAAAACCAGAACAUCAAUUACAACAGGAUCCCAAAAGAAUAAUACAAAUACAAUUGUAAAAAAGCACGUCAUACAUAACAAAAAGUCUUUUUCCCAAGAGUUGCCGGAAGUAAGAAAAAAUAAAACUGUUAAACAAAAAUCAAAAAAAGAAAGAAACGAAAAAGAAAAUAUAAAUCCUAAAAUGGAAAAAUCAGAACGAGUUAAUAAAAGUACUUCAACAAGUAGAAUAAAAAACAAAUAUGCUAAGGUACUCCAUGAUUUACUUCAACAACGUGAAAAUGCUGGACAAUAUUACACUAAUACAUCAACCAUAUCUACAAUAAAUGAGGAUCAGACGUCAGGAAGCUGUAGGCCUUCCAGAACUCGCAAACAAACCAAGGCAUUCAGUUUAGAAACGUUAAUCAUUACUGAAAAAGAAUUUUUAUCAUAUUGUGGCAUGAGGCUCAAAGGAAGUACUCACAGCAAUCGUAGUAAAAAAUCUGUAGUGAACCCUUCAGACCAUCUUCAAAAAUCUCAAUUUAAAAUGCCUGUAGCACCACCCCCCACUUCAAAAAAAAAAUCAAGAAAGAAGAAUUCAGAAAAUUUAAUCCAGUCUAAUUUACCAGAUUCUGGUAACUUUACUAUGAUAGGCACCUCAAGUAGAUCUACUGCCGACAAUAAUAUAGAGGUUUUACAAGAUAACAUGCAGGCCAAUUUGGGAUUAGAAAAUGACAUCUUUUUGCCUCCUAUUACCGAAGAAAAUAAUGAAGUUAUAACCGAUUUUAAAAAUAAUGACAAUACUCUGCAAAAUACGAGUACAGCACGUUACAAUUUAAGAAAUAAAAGUUCUGAAAUGCACCAAGUACUGUCCCAAUCUAAGAAUAACAGCCAAAAGAAAAUGAGUGACGACAAUGCAGAACAAACUAUGGUUGAUACAAAUCGAAAUAAAAUGAAAAAUAAUGCAAAAAAAGGUAAACUGUUACAGAAAGCGAAAACCGAUCACUUAAAUGCAAUUGACGGAAAUUCUACGACUUUCCAAACACACGACAACUGCAAUAUUGAUGAAAUCACCCAUAACGUAAAUGAAACUCCGCGAGAAUUACGGUCACGUAGAAAAAGCAUUAGAAAUACAGAAAAACGACAAUUAAAUGAUGUUUCUAUAGAAGAAAAACACAAAGGCAUUGGUCAUGAAAUUAAAAUCUUAAGAACAACAAUAUGUGAAAAAAUUAUCGAUAAGGAGGAUUCGACCAACCAAUCUUUUACUACGUUACCGACCAGUGAAAACUAUUACGAAUUAAAUGACGUUUGCUAUGUGAUUAAUAAUCGUGCAGUAAAGGCGGCUUGGUGCCAAAAGAAACCUGAAUUAACUCCUGUGAUAGGACAACAGGGUCUUUAUGUGGGUUAUUCCGAAUCCAAUCGAAACUUAGGAUUUUGUACUUGUUCGACCGGUUUGAUGCAAAUUGACCCGAACUGCUUCAAAAAGCAAUGCUACUUUAAAACAAGUCAUGCGUUCUACUUUGUAAUUGGAGGUGAAGCUGUGGUUACACUUGGUCAGCGAAAAAUGCAUGUACACAUUGGAGAAUCAUUUUUUAUACCGUUAGGGCAAGACUACAGCAUUACCAAUCCAAGUGAUACUGAAAAAUUGCUUUUAUCAUUUACUAAUAUCAAAGCUCCGAAAUUGCAUACGUGACUUUAAGUACAAUUAAUGACAUAUAUACGUAUAUAAUUUAUUUGUAAGAAUAUUUUUUUGUAGCUUGUCCUGAUAAUAUUAAGUACGAUAAUUUU